AUUUCUAUUUACUUUCUUUUUUCCAAUCAUAUAUACUAUGGUUCAUUAUAGCCUAUCAUUGAUCAUAUCUAUCUUAUUACUAUCAACUCCAUUGUCAAUAUGUCAAGCUUCAUCCUUUAUCCAUGAAGAUUAUCUCGCCUAUCCUCGUUACAAGCUAGAACUAACGGAAAAGGGAAUACCUGAAUCUUCUGUCUUUGGUGGUCAACAUUUAAAGGAUAAACAAUUGGGUCGAUGGGAUACUCACGACUAUCAGCAUGACGUUGAACGUAACCAAGUCAUCAUGAUGACCGAUAAAUCUCAACCAUUCCUAUGCACCAUUCCCGAUGUUACUGCCCAAGAACGACAACGCACAUCAGCAGACAACAAACCAUUCUCAUCUAGGCAAGAAAUACAACGUACUAUUGAACGAGGAUUGGAUCUUUUGAAACCAAUGGGAAAAGAAUGUCUUCGCUUUUAUACCCAUGGUUAUUGGACUUAUGAAUACUGUCAUAUGCAAUAUGUUCGACAAUUUCAUAUUGAUCCUAGCAAAACGGAAGGCGAUAACUAUAUGUUCAAUGAAAAAUCAUCAUAUAUACUUGGUGUUUACCCGCAACAAAACGAAAACAACAAUAGGCACACAAAAGAUAGUCAAGAUCUUCUUAGCAAAGGAAGUCAGCAACAAGAUGAACUCAAGCAAUCUUCUUCAUUAGAUAUGACGACUCUUCGAGGUGUAGGGGAUAAACGAUUACUAGUACAACAUUGGGGCCAAGGAACACCGUGCGACAUUACAAAUCAACCUAGAUCCAUCGAAAUCCAAUUCCAAUGUGCAUUGGGUACUAAGGAUGAGAUUGAGUUCUUUGAAGAAGUAUCCACAUGCCAUUACCUGAUGAUUAUUUCAACUCCUCGACUAUGUGACGAUGUUAUGUUAGGAGCCAAGAAAGAAACGAAAGCACAUGCGAUUCAAUGCAACCCGAUUGUACCUGAACAUUUGUUAGAUGAAAUGGAAGCUCAAGUGACAAAAGAAGCAACACAGGAAGAAGUACCCAAGGAAUACCAACAAGAAGAACAAGGAGAAGAAGAAGAACAAGGAGAACAAGAGAUACUGGAUCAAAUGGCAAAAACAGAAUUGGUAGACAUGAUCUCUGACCUGGCCAGGCAAGUCGAACAACUACAAAGAUCCAUGGAUAUUGAUCAUCGAUUCCAACAUAGUCAAAUCUAUUUUAUGGAUCAACAUGGACAUUUGGUAUUGGGAUCGGCCAACAAUGAUCGUCGAGGACAACAACAUUCUGCGACAGAUGCCGCACAAGCAAUUUUCCAGCAACUUCUUUUGGAUACUGCUUCAACAAAUAAGGAUAUCAUCAAUAAAAACCGUAUGGACGAAUCCGAAACUCAACAUCAAAACAAAAAAGCUUAUGAAAAAAAUUAUUAUACGUUAGUGUAGAUAUAAUUUACAUAAAAAAAUAAAAACAAUAAAACACUUGAAAUCAUUGUUAUCAUUUUC
Messenger RNA from Halteromyces radiatus, 1480 nucleotides. RefSeq lists its product as uncharacterized. Lineage: Eukaryota; Fungi; Mucoromycota; Mucoromycetes; Mucorales; Cunninghamellaceae. Gene Ontology annotation, biological process: retrograde protein transport, ER to cytosol; endoplasmic reticulum unfolded protein response. Bases 38 to 1420 code for a protein of 460 amino acids. The transcript has 3 exons. The record is from RefSeq and is a predicted model, not a curated record. Gene Ontology annotation, cellular component: endoplasmic reticulum lumen.